Actinia tenebrosa (Australian red waratah sea anemone) is the source of this 1373-nucleotide messenger RNA. RefSeq lists its product as uncharacterized. The record is from RefSeq and is a predicted model, not a curated record. NCBI's taxonomy places the organism in Eukaryota, Metazoa, Cnidaria, Anthozoa, Actiniaria, Actiniidae.
CUAUACAUCAGUUUCCAAUGGCUGUCUAUAGCUAGCUUUUUUUCUCCCUAAGAAAGUUAAACUACGAAUUUUUGAGGUAUCUGAAGUUGAACGAGUUUUAUUUAAGGCAAGGUAAAUGAAGAGAAAAAUAUUUGGUAGAGAAAUUUAAAUGAAGAGUUACUGACCACUGUUGGACAAGAUGGCGGCAACGUCAAACAGUUUCUGAUCCGAUCCGAAACUCAAACACCCUUGGGUUUACGAGCUUCUUGUAAAUGGCUGGCUUAAAUGAAGAGGUCUUAGACAUGGCUCGAGGUUUAAUUGAAUCUAGAGUUGUUGUAAAGAGACCUCCAUCAGCUGCGCAGCGUAGAGCAUACCAUGCCACACCCAGAGGACCCCCCAUAAUACCGAAAGAAAAGAGAGCAAGACCGUCAAGCGCCAAGGCAAGGUUAAGUACUGAACAUGAUGUUAAGAAUACAACAGCAAUAGCGGUCCCACCUCGGCCACCUUGGAGACCUUUCACCCGCGAAUCCUCUCUCAGUAAGUUGGACACGACAGGAUUUCUAGACACACAACAACCUGAGGAAGUGGGAGUGAAAAUUAAAAGGGAAGAGGAAGAAACGAAAAAUGAAAAGAAGAAAAUUCCAAGCAUUUAUCAAAGCAGGAAUCUACCAGAGGGUUUAUCUGCAUUGUCAGAAUGGUUGACAGAAAAAGUUCCUCCUGACUGGGCUCAAGGAUAUUCGCCGGAAUCUAGUUUUGUAUUCCUUCCAUGCCUACAGUCAAUGAAUGAGCAAGAUCUUCCUUGUGUACCUGUGGUACAGGAACCUGAUGAAGAGCUGUCCUACACACCAGUACCACAAAUACAGAUAUAUAAACCACCAAAGCCUAGACUGAAGUUCAGCCAGGAUUCUGCAGCUGGAUUAAAACAAAAUUCAAAGUCCAGUCUCAGCAGUGGAGAUGAUGAAACAGUGAGGCCAAAACACCUGAGAAUGUACAACAAAGAUGGCGAACUGAUCCAUGAUAUCUACCGAGGCAAAAGAACAGAAGAAAUAAUAAGACAAGAGAUACGAGACUUGGAAAGAUUGCUUCAAGGAAUUGGCAACCCAUAUGGAUCAUCAAUCGUUGUUCGUUACCAGCAUGACAUCAAUCAUCUCCAAGAAAUGGUGAAAUCUACACUUGAAGGUUAUACUUUCCCUGAUGAUGAACGAUGUGUCACCCCUGUGGCUGCUACUCUUCAGGAAGAUCUUGUAAACUAUCCUGCCAAACAUGAUGAAAUCAUGGCUUCAAUUUGCAAGAGAAGAGAUGAAUGUAUUGAAGAACUGGCUGUGAUAGAAAGGAAAAUCCUCCAUGGGAAGAGUUAGAUGCAUGUAAAUUAAUGUAUAAAUGUAUGAAGGAUG